Messenger RNA from Lachancea thermotolerans CBS 6340, 315 nucleotides. It is a transcript of the gene MVB12, whose product is annotated as ubiquitin-binding ESCRT-I subunit protein MVB12. The record is from RefSeq and is a predicted model, not a curated record. Gene Ontology annotation, biological process: endosome transport via multivesicular body sorting pathway. Gene Ontology annotation, cellular component: ESCRT I complex. Bases 1 to 315 code for a protein of 104 amino acids. Gene Ontology annotation, molecular function: ubiquitin binding. The transcript has a single exon. NCBI's taxonomy places the organism in Eukaryota, Fungi, Ascomycota, Saccharomycetes, Saccharomycetales, Saccharomycetaceae.
AUGGGAUUAUCAGCUGAAGACGUGCUACAUCAAAUACCUCUGCGGAACGCGCAUGCCGAUUUGCUGCCGCAGGCACAGCGCAAGCUUGAUCUACCACCCCUGGCACUGCCAGAAACAACACCAGCAAAACAACACCUAGAGGCGUGGAUUGAAGAGUGCAGUCAGAUAUCGCAGGCGAUUAAGCAACGAAAGGAUAGAGGCAAACGCUUCGACACAUGGUACGCCGAGAACUGCCUCUCGAAACAGCCCCCUGGUAUCACAGAUUGCGCGGUACUCUCGCCGUCUAGAAGGCAGGUGAAAGAAAACUCCGUAUGA